UUUUUAUUUAACUAUAAUUAAGUUAUGUUAUUUAUAAUAGAAAAAGGAAUUAAUACAUAUUUUAUUGGGCUUUUACCUUCAAUAUUACUAAAUUAAAGCCACUUUUUUAAAAUGUGACCAUUUUUUUAAAAAGACAGAAAAGUGACUAAGAAGAUCAUAUAUUUGAAAAAACAUACUAUCACUGUCAGAUUUUAUGUCACUGUCUCCCGUUGUCACUGUAACCGCUGCCUAUGUCACUUAGUCACCUCUGUGUCACUGUAGCCACCGACCGUGUCACUGUAACCACCUCUCGUGUCACUGACACCGUGACAGUGACACCGCCACCGCCCAAUGACAACCCAGCCGACAUUGCCAUAUCAGACACCAAACUGUACUGCCCCUCCCAUCCCCAUGCCGCCUGCGUCACCGUGACCCGGCCACCCCUAGUCAUCACCGCCAGUCACCACCACCACCAUCCACCCUCAGCCCCAACAUCCAUCCCCCAUCCCAUGCUCCUCUGCCCCGCCCCUGUCCUCCCCCAGGUCCUUGUCCGGCCGAUUUGCACAAAACCUUAGCAAUAAAGCCACCGCCAGCAGCGUCGGCCCCAAAUCGGACCCCAGCAGUGGCGGCGGCCCCGAAUCGGACUCCGCCAGCAGCGAUGGUCCCAAAUCGGACACCAAAUCAGAGUCAUUGGCUAUGGAGUAUGGCGGAUCCGGCACCGGCGGCCCAAAUAGGAGUCAUCGCCCAUUGAGAAAGAUGAAUCUGGAACCGGCGGCCUCAGAUCGGAGCCGUCGUACAUCGGAGACGCGGCUAGCUAAGACAACAACAAAGGUAGAUGAAGGUUAGGGCGGAGGUGCAAGAUGCUACCGUCAGAGACGUCCGAUUGCGGCGGAGGUGGUGGCUUCAACUCGUGGCGGAGCUCAGGUGGUGGUGGUUCACUGAUUAAGACGGCGGCAGUGACUGGUUCGAAUAGUUGAAAGGAGAAGAAGGCAGUGAGAGUUUGGAAGGGGGAAAAGGCAAC
This is a messenger RNA of Cuscuta epithymum, 1000 nucleotides long. NCBI's taxonomy places the organism in Eukaryota, Viridiplantae, Streptophyta, Magnoliopsida, Solanales, Convolvulaceae. The record is from the annotation of a GenBank genome assembly.